GCGGAAACCGCCGCCCAGGCGCGCAUAGCCCAGUCGGACGUGGCAAGAGAGAGCCUCCGGGCGCCCCUGGACGGGCUGGCGUUUAUCCGCCUCUCCCUGCAACAGUCAGCCAGCCUGUCCCCUGAUCAGGUGCAGCUUCUGGAAACAGCAGCGGCUUUGGAAGAGCAAAUGAGAACGAUUCUAGCCGAUAUGGCGGAUUUGAAUGCGGUGGAGGAGGGUUACUUGGACGUGCAGCGGGUGGAGUUCUCGCUCGUUUCGGUGCUAAACGCGUCGCUUAGCCAAGCGUCGGGAGCGGCGAUCGCAAAAGGGCAGCAGCUGCUGGGGUACGCGUUUGAGAGCGGGCGGUGCUGCUUCAGACUAGACGUGCAGCUGCCCGUGAAGCACAAGGCAGAGGCCACUGCUGGCAGUAGGGCGUGAUACAAAAGGGGGGAAAGACG
This is a messenger RNA of Closterium sp. NIES-67, 437 nucleotides long. NCBI's taxonomy places the organism in Eukaryota, Viridiplantae, Streptophyta, Zygnematophyceae, Desmidiales, Closteriaceae. The record is from the annotation of a GenBank genome assembly.